This is a messenger RNA of Gossypium raimondii (Peruvian cotton), 1527 nucleotides long. RefSeq lists its product as uncharacterized. Lineage: Eukaryota; Viridiplantae; Streptophyta; Magnoliopsida; Malvales; Malvaceae. Bases 485 to 1051 code for a protein of 188 amino acids. The record is from RefSeq and is a predicted model, not a curated record. The transcript is spliced from 3 exons.
UUUCUUUCAAUUUUGAUUCUAAAAUGUUGGGCUAGUUGCAGUGUAAGCUGAACAAAGCAUUUCAGUUGAGAAAACCAUUGAAGUUAAAUUAAAGAGAAAUUCGAAAUAUGUGCUAAUAUGCUUAGAAAAUCAUAAGUUGCAUAGAGAUUUAGCUACUGUAUCGGGUUUUAGAUAAAAUUUUACCAGCAUCAUUAUUUUGAUCUUGAAUUGCUUCGUGACAGUGCUUAUGAAUUCCAUAACAAGUUUUUUAACUCGAGACUUUAUGCACUACGUUUUACUGGAUUUUGUUUAAUGAUGCUUUAUUUGAUACAGUUUGAUGUGCUUUUUAGAUCACAUGCUUCAGAUGAGAUGGAUCAGAGUAUUCAGAAGAAUACGGUGAGAACAGGUUAUGUUAGGUUUUUCACAAUCAAGUGUUUCUUCCCAAAAUUCUCGAGGAACCAAAAGGAAGUAGGUUUCAAAAGAAGAUGCUGUGUUGGUUGCCUGUAUGGUCGACUUGCACAAUGUUGGAACCUUUAAUGCUGAUACGGGAUUCAAAGUCGGUUAUUUAAAUGAGUUGGAAAAAAUGUUAGAAAAAGUUUUACCCAAUGCCAUGUUGAAGGCUAAACCUAAUCUUGAAUCGAGGAUUAGGACAUUGAAAAGGGAUUGGUCAAUCGUUUAUGACAUGCUUAGUGGAAAAGACAAUAGCGGUUUUGGUUGGGAUGAGCAGAGGCAGCUUGCUGUUGUUGAAGAUGCGGUGUGGAACUCAUAUAUAAAUAGUCAUAAAGAAGUCGGUCAAUUCAAACAUCGUAGUUUCCCUUAUUAUGACCAACUUACUGCCAUCUACGCAAAAGAUCGAGCCACUGGGAAAGAUGCUCAAACAGUCACUAAUUUUAUUGAAGAAAUAGAUGUUGAGGAUGUAGCUACUACAAAUAUUCAUGAAGAAAGAAACGAUUUCUAUGGAUGCAAAGCUGAUAUUUCUUUGGAUGACAUGGAUGUUUCAGUUACACACCCGCAGCCAGCUAGAAACCAAGGUGAUUCCACAUUUUCAAAGAAGAAAAAAAAAAUUUUUUGAUGCAAAUGAUCAUAUUUCUUCUACUUCAUUUCAUGAUGCUGCCACUUUAUUGGCGAAAAACAUACGGACCGUUGGCGUUGAAAUUAGUAGGAGUAUUGCCUCCGAAGUGCUAAUUCAACAAAAGUCAGAAAUGACCAUUUAAGAAAGAGCUCUAAAUUUAUAUCCAACAUUAUGUAAAGUAGAAGGUUUAACUGAGAAUGAGCGCUAUCGCGCAUUGAGCAAAAUUCCAGAUCAUCCAACGCAAAUGCUCAUUUUCUUUAGUUUACCUUCUUCUGUGCAAUUGGAAUGGGUCAGAAGAUUUCUUGCUGACCAUUAAAAUCAUGGUUGUGUUGAUGAUAUUUUGGUAACUUUUUGUGUUUGUAAUAUUUGAUAGUAUAAUGACAUGAUAGAAUGUCAUUACAAUGUUGUAACUUUUUGAUGUUGUAAAAUUUUAUAACAUAUGGAUUAUGACAUAUAAACUAAUGAAAUCAUGUAAC